This is a messenger RNA of Trichoderma harzianum CBS 226.95, 643 nucleotides long. RefSeq lists its product as hypothetical. Bases 206 to 580 code for a protein of 124 amino acids. Lineage: Eukaryota; Fungi; Ascomycota; Sordariomycetes; Hypocreales; Hypocreaceae. The record is from RefSeq and is a predicted model, not a curated record. The transcript has a single exon.
CGGGAGGUGAAGCUGAAGCAAUAGCCUUGACCAUUCGCUCUUCUCCCGGUAUGUAAAGCGUACUAGUCCUUCAGCAAGCCUCUUUCAGCUGAAUCCUAUUCAAUCCCGUCUUUCACAUGCCGUACUGGGGACGGUGAUCAUCUCGAUCUGUCUCCCCCCCUUUUUACUUUGAGUUGCCUCUAUCAAGCACACGGCAUAUCAUUUCAUGACACCAUGGCGCCAUCGGAAGGCGCCAUUCUUGUCAUUACAUGUCGCAUUAGACAUCUAUGCCUACUACGAAGUAGUCCGUGGGGUCCAAUGCCGGGUUCCCAGCCGUAUUAUCUCAAGUGAAAAAAGAAGAUGUGUGAUAUCAAGAAAUGUCAAGCCACGCAGCAGGCUUAGGGUGACGCCGCUACUACUAGCCUCUCCCCUUGUUGACUGGAGGUUAGUGAUGCAAGUACAUUUCCCGGGUUUUCUCCACAGGGGUUCAAGAAUAUCUGCCCCGGCAAGAGAUUGGACCCCCGGACGAAAGCUGAGGCUUGCUUGGUCUAGACUCUAUUAUACAGAGACUGGCGUGCGUCUAGAUGGAGAGGAUUGUUGAGCUGGCACGUGAGCUAGUGUCGACUGAGUUUGAUUCGGUGAUGUUGAAUGAAGUUAAAGUGAA